Messenger RNA from Oncorhynchus kisutch (coho salmon), 6521 nucleotides. RefSeq names its product integrin, alpha 5 (fibronectin receptor, alpha polypeptide) (gene itga5). The transcript has 30 exons. Lineage: Eukaryota; Metazoa; Chordata; Actinopteri; Salmoniformes; Salmonidae. Gene Ontology annotation, molecular function: integrin binding. The record is from RefSeq and is a predicted model, not a curated record. The coding region runs from base 208 to 3372 and encodes 1054 amino acids. Gene Ontology annotation, cellular component: integrin complex; external side of plasma membrane. Gene Ontology annotation, biological process: cell-matrix adhesion; angiogenesis; cell-cell adhesion.
UGAGGGACAGCGAGCGGCGAGGACGCCGAAGGAAGAAGCUGACUGAGCAUUUAGGAGAUAUAUACAGCGAGUUUUAGUUUCAAGGCAUGCAGUUUAGAUAAAUAGGUACAACAACCACUCCACAAGCUCUACGGAUCUGAAAACAUUAGAGCAACUCAGGUGUUGAUUAAAACAAAACACAUUUUAGUGGAUUCAUUUAGAAAUAGAAUGGGUUCCAGAAGAUACCGUUCUGAGAAGCCGGGAGAAGUGAACUACCCAUUCUGCUGCAUUGGGGUUUGUCUGAUAAUUAUCCUACAGUUGUGUGCUGCGUUCAACUUGGACGUGGAAAACCCCACGGUCUACAGCGGACCUAAUGGGAGCUACUUUGGAUAUUCCGUGGAAUUUUACUUGACCAAUUCUUCAAGUGUCAGUGUGGUGAUCGGUGCUCCCAAGGCCAAUACCAGCCAGCGCAACAUCACAGAGGGCGGGUCCGUGUACUACUGCCCAUGGAGUCUCGGCCAAUCAGAGUGCCACAACAUUGAGUUUGACAAUCAAGGGGACCGAACAGUCACACUCAACAACACAGACUACCAGGCUGAAGUCAAGUCCCACCAGUGGUUCGGCGCCACCGUCCGUUCCCACGACGACACCAUUCUGGCCUGCGCCCCUCUGUACUCCUGGAGGACCAAAGAAGACAUGCCCCAGUCAGAUACCACAGGAACCUGCUACCUCUCUGUCAAGAACUUCACUAAGUUUGUGGAAUAUGCUCCCUGUCGCACAGAAUUCAUUAACGAGGGGGGCCAGGGCUACUGUCAGGGGGGAUUCAGUGCUGAUUUCACCAAGGAUGGGAAAGUGGUGCUUGGAGGACCAGGCAGCUUCUUCUGGCAAGGUCAGGUGAUCUCAGCAGCCAAAGAAGAGAUCAUCAAGGCUUACUACCCAGGGUACUUCAUGCAGUCUGUAGAGGGACAGAUCCAGACCAGACAGGCUCAGCUCAAAUAUGACGACAGCUACCGCGGUUACUCUGUUGCGGUCGGGGAAUUCAGUGGAGAUGAGGUGGAAGAUUUUGUGGCUGGGGUCCCAAAAGGAGUCAUGCUAUACGGUUUGGUGUCUGUUUUCAAUGGCACCGAUCUGAAGUCUAUGCUCGACUACACUGGUGAACAGAUGGGCUCCUAUUUUGGGUAUGCUGUGGCCACAGCUGACAUCAAUAACGACGGCAUGGUUGACCUGUUGGUGGGAGCUCCCAUGUAUAUGACCCGGGGGUCAGACAGUCGCCUGGAGGAGGUGGGCCGUGUGUACGUCUAUCUGCAACGUGGACCCCUGAACCUGGAGCCAACCCUCAACCUGACCGGAACCCAGGUGUUCGGGAGGUUUGGUAGCACCAUCGCCGCUCUGGGAGAUCUCAACCAGGACGGAUACAAUGAUGUGGCCAUCAGCUGUCCAUUCGGUGGAGAUGACAAGCAGGGAUUGGUUCUCAUCUACAACGGAUUUGUUGGGGGGCUCAGGGACACGCCCUCUCAGGUCAUAGCUGGCCAAUGGGCUUCAGGCACUGUGCCCGCAAGCUUUGGAUUUGCCCUCCGAGGGGCUAAAGACCUGGACAUGAAUGGUUACCCAGAUCUUAUUGUUGGUGCUUUUGGAGUUGACAAGACAGUUCUGUACAGAUCCCGGCCCAUCGUCAACACCAGUGCCUCCCUGACUGUCUACCCCACCAUGAUCAACCCUGAGGAGAAGAGUUGUUCAGUCAACAACGGCAACACCACCAUCCCUGUCUCCUGUGUCAACCUGAGUUUCUGCCUCUCGGCCAAUGGGAAGUACCUCCCAGACAACCUAGACUUCCAGGUAGAGGUGCAGUUGGACCGUCUGAAGCACAAGCAGAAGGGAGGGGUGAAGAGGGCUCUGUUUGUAGACUCCCAGCAGACAGUGCUCACGAGGAGUGUGAGGGUGCGGAACAGAGAGCGUGUGUGUCAUGACACCAAGAUCUAUCUGAGGGAUGAUAAGGAGUUCAGAGAUAAGCUCUCCCCCAUCUACAUCUCCCUCAACUUCAGUCUGGAUCCUCAGGCAGCUUUCGACUCCCACGGCCUCAGACCCAUCCUCAACUACCAGUCCACCGAGCUCAUCGAGCAGAAGGCCCAGAUUCUGCUGGACUGUGGAGAAGACAACAUUUGUGUUCCUGACUUAAAGCUGGCGGUGCACGGGGACCGGAAGGAAGCGUACCUAGGUGACGACAACUCACUGACCUUGACUUUCAACGCUCGGAACGAGGGUGAAGGAGGGGCCUACGAGGCUGAGCUGUACGUGGUGCUGCCUCCUGAAGCGGACUACAGCGGUAUAGCCCGCAAUAACGAGAGCCUGACCCAGCUAACUUGUAGCUACGAGACAGAGAACCAGACCCGCUACCUCAGCUGUGACCUGGGCAACCCUAUGAAGUCUGGCACCAGCCUGUGGGCAGGUCUGCGCUUCACUGUGCCGCGACUGAAGGACACGCGCAAGACGGUUCAGUUUGAGCUGCAGAUCCGCAGUAAAAAUGAGAAUAAUUCCCACAGCGAGGUGGUUCCCUACAGGUUGGAGGUGGUUGUCCAGGCCGAUGUUAUUUUACAAGGAGUCUCCCGGCCAGACAAGGUCUUCUUCCCUCCCCCCAACUGGAAGGUGUCCAAGAGCCCCCAGGUGGAGCAGGACAUCGGGCCUGCAGUCCAACACGUCUAUGAGCUGGUGAACAAAGGCCCCAGUGGUAUUAGCCACACAGUGCUUCAGCUCAGUUGUCCUCUCAGUGUUCAGGGCCAGGGUCUCCUCUACCCUCUGGAGAUCUCUACUGAGGGACCCCUCAACUGCACCACCAACCACUCCAUUAACUACAUGCAGCUCAAGCUCCAGCAGUCGUCCACAGAGCAGCCUCCCCUACUUGUGCCCGGCCAGGAUCACCACAUCGAGAGGAGAGACGUCCACAGAGACCAGUUGGCUGAGCACACUAACCUGUCCUGCUCUAAUGUAGAAUGCUGGACGCUGCAGUGUGACGUUGGUCUUCUGGAGAAGGGGACCAGCGCCAUCCUCAAAGUGCGCUCACGCAUCUGGGCUGAGACCUUCAUCGAGAGAGCAUACAAAGGGUAUGUGCUUGAGUGCCUGGCAAGAUUCAGUGUAAUCAAGAUGCCCUAUGCCAUCUUACCCAAGGAGCUACCAAGUGGAUCUAAAAAGGUGGUGACCCCGGUGGUGUGGAACAAGCCGGACAGUCAGUACUCUGUGCCAAUGUGGAUCAUCAUCUUGGCCAUACUAGCUGGACUUCUUCUGCUGGCACUGGUGAUUUACGUCCUGUACAAACUUGGCUUCUUCAAGAGGUCGCUACCCUACGGUACGGCUAUGGAGAAGGCCCAACUCAAGCCCCAUGCUACGUCUGAGGCCUAAACACCACAGAAGGAUUAAAACAAGCUACUUUGUUGUCAAAGAACCAAAGAAACCUAAAUACCCACAUGAUUGCAACAGAGAAACGUGGUUCAUUUAAAUGUCCAGAGAGGAUCAGACUGCAGUUGAAGAGUGAGGAAGAGGAGGAGAAAAGACCACUGGAACUCCACUGUACUGCACUAGAGGAAGAAAACCCUAAGAACUCCAAACCAAAUGAAUGUUUUUAAUUUAAUAUGUGUCGUUUUGUUUGUCCUCGUUGGGGUUGGGGUCGAUCACCAAGAUGAGCUUCAGUGUCACAGUCAGACAAACAGGCCUGAGACUUACUGAUCCUAUCCUAAGUCCAAGACUAGUGACUACAGAAGAUGGAGAAUGGGAGCCCUUGAUAAGCCCAGGAUGGAGGAAGACGUUUGGUUUCUCCCUCCACAUCUUUUAAAAUAGCUUUUAAUUAUCUUGGAUCCUUGUGAAAGAUAAUAAUGUUUAAGUCUUUUUAAUUGCCUUCAUUUUGGUGCUAAAAAGUACAAAUGUGCUCAGUGCUUCAAACGGGAUGGCCACAUCUUUCUUCUGGUGUCGAGGGGAGUGAAUACCUCUCUCUUCCUUUUCGUAGCAUUAAAGAAUCACAGCUGAUACUUUCCCCACCAAAGACCUGGAAACUGCAUGAUCAGGGUUUCUACCCAGAGACAGAUGAUUGUGUCUGUAUCAUGUUGCCAAACUCUCUACACUUUGACUUUUUUUUACCUAUGAACAUUUCUACCAAAGAUUUUUUACAGUCUUGUCUGUUAAUGUUUUAUGUAAGAUGUAAGUGCAGCCCAAGUGCUCCAGUAAUGUUUGUCAGGCUCCUCUGUUUUAUCUAAAACUAUCUACAUGGCUUCUGCCCGCUUCUGAGUGGUGGACAUGCAGUGCUUGGUUCAGUUGUUUUGCACACAAAGGAAAUCUACUGAUGACUAACAAGAUGCCAAAAACAGACAGGAUACUGACCGACUGAUCUUCCCACGAGUUUGACAUGAACUCUUCCCGAUCACGUCGUGUUGAUCCAUGUUCGUUGUGACAAAAUGAAAGCAUUGCCUCAAAGUCGUCUGGGACUUGACUGGAUCCACCACCAUGGGCCUGUGAGAUAGAUCUCACUAACAGCUUGAAACAGUGUGGUGCUUUGCCAGAACUCUGGCUGGUGACUUGUAAGCAAGGUUUCCAGACUUUGCCUGUGCUGCAAGAGGCAGUAUGGAAAUUGGGUUGAAGCAAAGGCCAUCCAGGUAUAUCCUCAGCCUUGGUGUGUAAUGAUGUCUUGAAAGUCAAUAUAUACCUAUCGUGUGUGUUGCCAACAGAGAUCAGGGAAGUUGCAGUACAUUCUGAGUGGGUUGCUAGCAGGUCAGGGCUCAUUCCAUGUUGAGUGUCAGGGAAACAGCCAAAUGUCCAGUCCCUACACAUUUGGCCUCGAUCUUAGUGUGCUGCGAGCAUCUUCACUUUGGUUGAUAUUUUUAUUUUUAUUUGAUGCCCUUAUGGAUAAAGAGAACUGACUAUGAGUACCAAAUGCACUCCACAAUGCUGCAGCUUCACCCAGGGACUGAAAAUAUGCGGGGUUCAUUUAUUUGUCAUGUUUUCAUGUAAAUAAAUAGUCUGUGUGUGUGUGUGUGUGUGUGUGUGUGUGUGUGUGUGUGUGUGUGUGUGUGUGUGUGUGUGUGUGUGUGUGUGUGUGUGUGUGUGUGUGUGUGUGUGUGGUGUGUGUGUGUGUGUGUGUGUGUGUGUGUGUGUGUGUGUGUGUGUGUGUGUGUGUGUGUGUGUGUGUGUGUGUGUGUGUGUGUGUGUGUGUGUGUGUGUGUGUGUGUGUGUGUGUGUGUGUGUGUGUUGGACUGCGUGUGACUUCAUGUGUGCAUGCUCCUGUCUGUGUAUGUUUUUCGUGUCAAUCAGAGAGAUCUUUCCCAUUGCUAAGUCCGCUCCUUCCUCCCUUGCAUCACUAGAGAAGGGUAGACUUGUCCAGCAGUAAUGCUGAUCAUCGCGCCACUACAAUUUGUGCUCAGGAUAGGAUGAGACUGCUGUUCAGGACAGCUAGGACCAGAGUAGCUAUUCAUUUAAUGCAAUAGAGAGCAUGUACAUGUCUGUACUGUAAAAUCAGUUUGUGCCUCUUGUAAAGGAAUAGCAACUGGGCAUUGGGAACAAAACUCAUCUUGUUUGUACGUGCAAUAUUAUUUACUCUGGUUAAUAUCGUUUUCUUUUUUUGUUGUUGCAGUUUUUGUUAUUUUCUUUGGUUUUGUUCCGGAGGAGUUGCGCUAAACCCAUUGUAUCUACCAUCUGGUGAUGAGUGUGAGAUAUCAACCAUACAUAAACGCUUCUCGUGGUCGGAGCGUUAUGGUCAGAUUUUUUCUCUCUAGGUCUUUCCCAUUUUUGACCACUUACAUUUUGCUCCAUCAUUAUAACUAGCCAAUCUUUAGUAUCGAUAUUUUACAUAUCAGUGGUAAAAAAAAAAAAAAUAUAUAUAUAUAUAUAACGACCUCCAUCAAACCUCUGAGUUGAACUCGAGUUGGCCUAUGUUACUUGUGUGAUAAUGUAUGUGCAGUUCAAUUGUAUCUGCUAUCUAAACACAGCCAUAGUGUUACACAUCUGUUUUGAUCUGCUAUACCCCCUGGAUGAUAUUGGUGAUUUCAUUCUGCGAUUAGGCUUUUCACGAGAGAGCUUUAUCCAGACUCGUGGUGCAAAGACUGCUCAUGCCUCUCAGUGGAUUCAUUUUACACAUAUAACAUUGUUUUGAACAGUAUUUGUAUGACGUUAGUGUCCAGACUGAACAUUUCAACCUAGGGUUAUUUAUAUGUUGAGGAUGUUUUAAACCUAAUCCUCUGUGGUUAAAAGCAGGAGACUACACUGGGUUUAUCCUAGCCUCUUUUUAAUCAUUUUUUUCUCCUUUUUACCAAAAGUUGUAAAUAUAUUUCUGACAAGGAGAAUGUUUUUAGAUCCAAUAAAAAAUAAUUGCUUGUUGUGAAAUGUACUCUCCUCAUAUUGGGGGGGUGUUAGUCUUUCAGUGAUCAUUUGUAUCUUAUUUUAUGGUUUGCAUUUCCAAUAAAAAAAAAUACAUUUUUUUUUACAAACUCAUGCUUUGAUUGAAUACACAUCAUUCGGAAAAUAAUUUAUUUAGAAAAAAAUAAACGUACAUGGUAUGAAAUGUU